AUGUUGUUGUUUGGAUAUGAUCAGGGAGUGAUGAGUGGACUCAUUACAUCAACGAAUUUCAAGCAAGAAAUCUUCCACGACAUGUCUCCAUCGGCGUCUCUAUCAGGCCUCGUCGUUGGUAUAUACGAGAUAGGGGCAUUUCUAGGGGCAAUUUCAGUGAUGGUCUAUGGUCAGAUGCUUGGGCGAAAGUGGACCACAGCAAUUGGACAAAUUAUUACGAUUGUUGGCUCUGCUCUCCAAGCUAGCUCGUACAGUGUUGCCCAGAUCAUUGUCGGUCGAAUUGUUACUGGUUUCGGCCUGGGUAUAAUUACGGCAACAGUCCCGGUUUGGAGUGCUGAAAUUGCCCAUUCAUCAUGGCGUGGAAAAGCUGGGAGCAGUCUUACCAUCUGUGCCGUGCUUGGCCUGGUUCUUUCGUACUGGACCGAUUAUGGAGUCAGCUCCUACAACUCCAGUUUCUCCUUCCGCUUUCCUCUCGCAUUUCAGAUACCACUAUGCUUGCUACAACUUAUUACCAUUCCAUUUCUUCCCGAGUCUCCGCGAUGGCUUGUUGCCCAGGGCCAUGAAUCAAGAGCAGAGACUACUAUUCUUGCAAUCUGUGGUGUAGAAUCUUUUGAUUCCAGCUCAGAAGCAACGGAUAUGCUAGCGAACAUAAAAGUUGCAAUCGAAAUGGAAGACAGUGGCAGAUCUGCUUGGAGAGAUAUGUUUACCGGCGGCUCUAUGCAAUAUAGACGAAGAAUACUACUCGCUUUUGGUGUGCAAGCAAUGCAACAACUAAGUGGAAUAAAUGUAAUUGCGUACUACUCGACUGUUGUUUUUAAGCAAUCUGUCAAAAUGAGCGAUCAUCUUGCCUUGCUUAUGGGCGGCUUUGUGUCCCUAGCAUUUCUUCUGGGAACGUGUAUUUCAAUUCCAAUCAUUGAUCGAGUUGGUCGUCGGCCUCUUCUACUGUUUGGAAUGGCAGGGACUUGCGUCGGAAUGGCAAUUACUGCCAUCGGGACGUCCAUGGAAACGUUCUCCGCUGGUGCAGCGGCCACAUUUGGCAUAUUCUUUUUCAACUUCACCUUUGGGGUGGGUCUGCAAUCACCACCGUGGCUCUAUGGCGUUGAAAUAACACCAUUAAAACUUCGUCAAUUUGCUGGGGCGAUCUCGGCUGCGUCCGGCUGGAUUUGGAAUUAUGCUGUUGUACAGGUCACCCAGCCUGGGAUCGAUAAUAUUGGUUACAAGUAUUUCAUACUCUGGGCAGUUUUGAACUUCACUUGGUUUUGGGUCAUUUUCGUGUUCUAUCCCGAGACAGCAAACAAAACAUUGGAAGAGCUUGACUAUAUAUUCAUGCUGCCAGAAGACCGCGCUAUGACAACUAUAGCUGCAACUUUAGUGCGAGACGAGAAGCUUGCUGAUCUCUCAGGGCACUGCAGUCAUGUCGAGACUGUCUAA
Molecule: messenger RNA, 1431 nt
Organism: Talaromyces proteolyticus
Lineage: Eukaryota; Fungi; Ascomycota; Eurotiomycetes; Eurotiales; Trichocomaceae
Product: general substrate transporter
Exons: 10
Coding region: 1-1431 (476 amino acids)
Biological process (GO): carbohydrate transport; transmembrane transport
Cellular component (GO): membrane
Molecular function (GO): carbohydrate:proton symporter activity
Source: RefSeq, a predicted model, not a curated record